AUGGCGACUAAGAAGCCUAAUAUUUUGUACAUCAUGGCUGACCAGAUGGCAGCUCCAUUGCUGUCUCUGCAUGAUAAGACCUCUCCUAUUAAGACGCCUAACUUGGACCGUCUUGCUGAGGGUGGUGUCGUCUUUGACUCGGCUUAUUGUAACUCGCCUCUGUGUGCUCCUUCGCGUUUUGUGAUGGUUAGCGGACAGUUACCCUCGAAGAUUGGUGCUUAUGAUAAUGCUGCGGAUUUACCUGCCGAUACGCCUACUUAUGCGCAUUAUUUGCGCCGGGAGGGCUAUCAUACCGCUUUGGCGGGGAAGAUGCAUUUCUGUGGUCCUGACCAGCUUCAUGGUUACGAGCAGCGUUUGACAAGUGAUAUUUACCCUGGUGACUACGGCUGGUCCGUUAACUGGGAUGAGCCGGAUAUUCGUCUGGAUUAUUACCAUAAUAUGUCCUCGGUUAUGGAGGCCGGUCCCGUGGUCCGAACAAACCAGUUAGAUUUCGACGAGGAGGUUAUCUACAAGUCUCAGCAAUACUUGUACGACCAUGUGCGUCAACGCACUGACCAACCUUUCUGUCUGACAGUCUCCAUGACACACCCCCACGAUCCGUAUGCCAUGACAAGAGAAUUCUGGGACAUGUACGAGGACGUCGACAUCCCUCUUCCUAAGAAUGGACCCAUUCCCCAUGAAGAGCAGGACCCCCAUUCCCAACGUCUACUCAAAUGUAUCGAUCUCUGGGGCAAAGAGAUGCCUGAGGAUCGUAUCCGUGCUGCCCGCCGUGCAUACUAUGCCGCUUGUACUUAUGUCGAUACAAACAUUGGCAAGCUCCUGAAGGUGCUACAGAAUACUGGCCUGGAUGAGAAUACUAUUAUCUGUUUCACCGGUGAUCAUGGUGACAUGCUUGGCGAGCGUGGGCUAUGGUACAAGAUGAAUUGGUUUGAGAACUCUGCUCGUGUGCCUAUGCUUUUCUAUGCUCCCAAGCAAUUCGGAGCGAAGCGUGUGUCUGAGAAUGUUUCAACUAUGGAUCUUCUUCCUACGUUUGCGGAUUUGGCGGGUGCGCCGCUUGUUAAGGAGUUACCGCUUGAUGGUGUUUCGCUUGCGCCGUAUAUAACUGGUGCGAAGGGUCCGAAGACAGAUACCGUUUAUGGUGAAUAUAUGGGUGAAGGUACACAGGCUCCGCUUAUUAUGAUUCGGAGGGGAAGAUAUAAGUUUAUUUAUUCUACUAUCGAUCCCCCGAUGCUGUUUGAUGUUGCUGCAGACCCUUAUGAGAAAAAUAACCUCGUGGCUGGUCUUCCUAUCCCAUCUAUCGGCCAGAACCGUGCUCCUGUGUCUCAACUGAAGCCACUUAACCCUGUCGCUGUCCCAGCUACACUCCCCACACCAAGCGAUACUCCACACGCCUCUCCAAUCCCUCAACGCGCAGUGGAUGGCUCCGCAUCUUUCCCUUUUCCAACACCUACCCCGCCUCGGACUCCUAGCCCGGCGAAAUUCCCCGCCCUCCCUGAGACCGGAGACCCAGUUAAGCUCCUCGCUUAUUUCUAUGAGGAGGUGACUACGCGUUGGGAUUUGGAGAAGGUUCGUCAGGAUGUCUUGACUUCUCAGCGCCGCAGGAGACUUGUCUACUCUGCCCUUAUUCAGGGCACUCCACAGGUUUGGGAUUGGGAACCUCGCGUCGAUCCUAGCACGCAGUAUGUUCGUAACCAGGGCAAGGGCGUGCUUGAUGAUGUUGAGCUUAUCUCGCGCUGGCCUCGUGUGUUGCAGCAAGCCGCUAAUGAGAGCGGCAUUAAGGUUUAA
Penicillium angulare is the source of this 1785-nucleotide messenger RNA. Its product is annotated as putative choline sulfatase. NCBI's taxonomy places the organism in Eukaryota, Fungi, Ascomycota, Eurotiomycetes, Eurotiales, Aspergillaceae. The transcript is spliced from 2 exons. The record is from RefSeq and is a predicted model, not a curated record. The coding region runs from base 1 to 1785 and encodes 594 amino acids. Gene Ontology annotation, molecular function: sulfuric ester hydrolase activity.